Rhodofomes roseus is the source of this 4767-nucleotide messenger RNA. RefSeq names its product phospholipid-translocating P-type ATPase. The record is from RefSeq and is a predicted model, not a curated record. NCBI's taxonomy places the organism in Eukaryota, Fungi, Basidiomycota, Agaricomycetes, Polyporales, Fomitopsidaceae. The coding region runs from base 1 to 4767 and encodes 1588 amino acids. Gene Ontology annotation, molecular function: ATP hydrolysis activity; magnesium ion binding; ATPase-coupled intramembrane lipid carrier activity. Gene Ontology annotation, cellular component: plasma membrane. The transcript is spliced from 10 exons. Gene Ontology annotation, biological process: phospholipid translocation.
AUGUCUCACACACAGCGACACCCACCCCCAUCCGACGACUCUACCGACGAGGAACAUGAUACCGUCGACCCCGACCUUCGUUUGCGCACGGUGCGCACGGCAGCCAGCACCAUUGCGGAGUCUGCACGCCAGGAGGAGCGAGCACGGAGGCGGAAGAUCUCUAUGAAGGGCGUGUUUCAUAGGAGAUCGCAGAAGAAGGAGCAGCAGCGGCGCGCGUCGAAGGAGCCGUCUGGCGAGGCGUCGGUCCCGCACGUCACUGGAUCUCGAAGAAAGGUCUAUGUGAACUGUCCUCUGUCCCGUGAAGACGUAGACCAACGUGGAGAGCCAUUGGUCAGGUACAAGAGGAAUAAGGUCCGCACGAGCAAGUACACUAUCGUCACGUUCAUCCCAAAGAACCUAUAUGAACAGUUCCGACGCGUUGCGAACGUUUACUUCUUGGCGCUUGCCGUUCUGCAGGCAUUCAGCGUUUUCGGCGCGACAUCUCCGCAGCUCGCGGCUCUCCCACUCAUCUUCAUCAUCGCAGUAACUGCGAUCAAGGAUGGCAUCGAGGACUACCGGCGAGCAACCCUGGACGAAGAGGUCAACACAUCCGCGGCGACGAAGUUGGGACAAUGGCGAAACGUGAACCAGCCCACGGACCCUCGGAUAUGGAUCGAGCGAAUACUGCGUAUCAACCCGCCUGGACGCAUCACGAAGGGCGUGCGGAAGUUGCGUGAGAAGGAGGCCCAGGAGGGCAUGGACAUCGUGCUCAGCAAGGGAUUGGACGGCGAGCUCGUCAGUGUGCGUGCGUCUCAGGACCCCAAUGCCUCUUUCACUUCCCUCCCUCCUCCCGCCUCGCCCGCGCAGAAGCUCGACAGCCCUGGAGCGAGCCCAAGGGUCACAACCAAGAUGGCCAGUCUUGACUAUCACAGCUACCCGCCGAAUCAGGGCGCCAGCGCGGGUGGGCGCGGCGCCCCUCAUCAAACCCACCGCCCUGGCCUUGACUCAUGGUCGGGCGGGUCUGGCACGCUUGCGCUCUACCAGGAAUCGGUCCACUCGCGCUCGAGUAUGGGCGUGGUCAAUGAUGGGCAGCGGACGGCUGGCUUUGCGCAUUGGGAGCGGACACUCUGGAAGAAGCUCGAAGUGGGGGACGUCGUGCUCUUGCGUGAGAACGAACAGAUCCCCGCGGACAUCGUCGUGCUGUCCACCUCCGACCCGGACAACAUGUGCUAUGUGGAGACAAAGAAUUUGGACGGUGAAACGAACCUGAAGCCGCGCAAGUCCGCACGUGCGACGUCUGGGAUCAUGUCCGAGGAAGACAUCGAGCGCUCGUCGUUCGUGUUGGACUCUGAACCGCCGCACCAGAACCUGUACACGUACCACGGCGUGCUCCGGUACCGUGAUAUGGAGACGGGGGAGAUGAAGCAAGAGUCCCUGUCGAUCAACGAGCUGCUCCUCCGAGGAUGCACGCUGCGGAACACGGCCUGGGUGAUUGGCCUUGUCGUUUUCACUGGCCCGGAUACGAAGAUCAUGCUGAACGGCGGCGAGACACCGUCCAAGCGAUCGAAGAUCGAGAAGGAGACGAACUUCAAUGUUAUCGUCAACUUUGUCAUCCUCAUCAUUAUGUGCCUCAUCUGUGCGAUCGCUAACGGCCUGUACGACGCGAAAAGCGGGACGAGUGCGGACUUCUUCGAGCAGGGCGCACAGCCGUCGUCCAGCAACGUCGUGAACGCCGUGGUCACCUUCGUUUCGUGUCUGAUCGCGUUCCAAAACAUCGUGCCUAUCUCGCUGUACAUCUCUAUCGAGAUUGUGAAGACGAUCCAAGCGUUCUUCAUCUCUCAGGACGUCGACAUGUAUUACAAGCCUCUUGACGCUGCGUGCACUCCGAAGACGUGGAACAUCUCGGACGACCUCGGGCAGAUCGAGUACAUCUUCUCGGACAAGACUGGCACGCUCACGCAGAACGUCAUGGAGUUCCAGAAGUGCUCCGUGCACGGCGUCACGUACGGUGAGGGUGUUACGGAGGCUCAGCGCGGCGCUGCGAAACGUGCCGGCGUACAAGAUGCACUCGACCCCCAAGAACAGGAGGACAUGCUACGGCGUCUCAAGGACGGUAUGCUGACGAAGAUGUCGCGAGCAUUCAAGAAUCGGUACUUGCAACCGCAGAAAUUGACUCUGAUCUCUCCCCAGCUUGCGGACGACCUCGCGAACAAGGCAUCGGAGCAGCGUUCGCACGUGAUCGCCUUCUUCCGCGCCCUUGCCGUCUGCCAUAGCGUCUUGUCGGACCGUCCGGAGCCGCAUGAGCAACCCUAUCACCUGGAGUACAAAGCCGAGUCGCCAGACGAGGCAGCGUUGGUUGCGGCGGCGCGGGACGUCGGGUUCCCGUUCGUCCAGAAGUCCCGCGAGGGCAUCGACAUCGAGGUCAUGGGCCAGCCGGAGCGAUACAAGCUGUUGCAGAUGAUCGAGUUCGACAGCACGCGGAAGCGGAUGAGCGUCAUUGUGCGCAACCCGCAGGGACAGAUCGUUCUGUACACGAAGGGUGCGGACAGUGUCAUCUACCAGCGGCUUGCUGCGGACCACGACCCACAGCUAAAGGCGAAGACGUUGCAAGACAUGGAGCUGUUUGCCAACGGUGGUCUGCGAACACUCUGUAUCGCGUACCGGAACGUGAGCGAGGACGAGUAUCUGCACUGGCAGAGUGUCUACGACGCGGCGACGAGCGCCAUCACUGAUCGCGAUGCUGAAAUUGACAAGGCGAAUGCUAUGAUUGAGCACUCGUUGACCAUUCUGGGAGCGACGGCCCUCGAGGAUAAACUCCAGGAAGGCGUGCCCGAGGCUAUCGAGACCUUGCAUCAGGCUGGUAUCAAACUCUGGAUCCUCACCGGGGACAAGAUCCAGACGGCCAUCGAGAUCGGGUUUAGCUGCAACCUCCUCAAGAAUGACAUGGAGAUCAUGAUCCUGUCCGCCGAGGAUGCGGCGGCUGCGCAUACGCAGAUCGAGGCGGGAAUCAACAAGAUUGCGUCGAUGCUCGGGCCGCCCUCUGUCAAGCAGGAACGGGGCUUCGUCGCAGGAGCGCAAGCGGCGUUCGCAGUGGUCAUUGACGGUGACACGCUGCGUCAUGCACUGUCUCCGGGACUGAAGGGUAUGUUCCUUAACCUCACCACGCAAUGCGAGACCGUCGUCUGCUGUCGUGUGUCACCGGCACAGAAGGCCCUCGUCGUCAAGCUCGUCAAGGACGGUCGGGACGCCAUGACAUUGUCGAUAGGCGAUGGCGCCAAUGACGUCGCGAUGAUUCAGGAGGCCAACAUUGGAUGUGGUCUGCUCGGGCACGAGGGCUCGCAGGCCGCCAUGUCCGCAGACUACGCAUUCGCUCAGUUCCGCUACCUCACCAAGCUCCUCGUUGUCCACGGCAGGUGGUCAUAUCAGCGUGUUGCUGACAUGCACAGCAAUUUCUUCUACAAGAACGUCAUCUGGACUUUUGCAUUGUUCUGGUAUAUGAUCUUCAAUAAUUUCGACGCUACUUAUCUGUACCAGUACUCCUUCAUUCUGCUCUGCAAUCUUGUCUUUACGUCAUUGCCAGUCAUCGUCAUGGGCGCCUUCGACCAGGACAUCAACGCGAAGGCCGCACUCGCGUUCCCUCAGCUGUAUAUUCGCGGCAUCCGCGGGCUGGAGUACACGCGGACCAAGUUCUGGAUGUACAUGCUCGAUGGGCUGUAUCAGUCAGUGGUUGUGUUCUUCAUUCCCUUCCUGGCAUGGACAUUAGGUUUGCCUGCGUCGUGGAGCCAUGGGCGGACGUUCGAGUCCCAGGCUGACUUGGGCACUACUGUUGCUGUUGCUGCUAUCUUCGCCGCCAACACCUACGUCGGUCUGAAUACACGCUAUUGGACCAUCAUCACGUGGCUUGUUGUCAUCGGAUCCUCCGUGGUCAUGAUCCUGUGGAUCGUGAUAUACUCGUUCUUCCCUACGUCAAACUUCAACGAUGAAGUGGUGAUCCUCUUUUCGGAGGUGAUAUUCUGGGCAGUUGUCAUUAUCUCUGUCGUGAUUGCCUUGACCCCACGAUUCCUCGUCAAGUACUUCAAGAGUGCCUACAUGCCUCUGGACAGGGACAUUGUCCGUGAGAUGUGGGUCAUGGGCGAUCUCAAGGAUCAGCUCGGGAUCGAGCACAGACGGCGGAGGAAACAGGACUCGAGGUACGAUGCUGAGAAGGCACCGAUGUUCCAACAGCCGCACUAUCGCUCGGAGUCGGAGGCGUCGCAUAUCAUCAACAUCGACCGGAACCCUGCCUUCCGGGAGGAGAGCAGCGGGGACAGUAUAUCGCCACCACCAUCCGCCAGUCUCAUGGGCAGGGCAGCGACGCAUGAGGCAUUCCACGAGAACACGCAGCGCGACGACCUGCUGGCAACGAAUCGCAGACCGUACUACCAUGGAGUACUGGACGAGACGCGUCUGUCGUACUACUCAGCUUCCGACAUUCCCGCUCCUUCACCCAUGCCGCCUCCCGCGACGCAGUACACACGCACCCCUCCGAUGUCGACCGUCAACUCAGACCUCGUGUCGACGUACUCACAACCGCCUCACAUCAUGCUGCAGCCUUCCACCGGCUCUGGGACACCGGAGACGUUCGAGAUGCAUGUGCGGGGACCGUCUGGCGAGUGGCAGGAGUCGACCGAACAGGCGGCAUACUACCGACCGCCAUAUGGGUAUGAUGACCGGCCACCAGACGACGACUUGACACCCGCACAUUCACAGCAACCAUCGCGUGAAUCAAUGUACGGGCAAGCCAUCUAG